This is a messenger RNA of Closterium sp. NIES-65, 3552 nucleotides long. NCBI's taxonomy places the organism in Eukaryota, Viridiplantae, Streptophyta, Zygnematophyceae, Desmidiales, Closteriaceae. The record is from the annotation of a GenBank genome assembly.
AUGCAGGAUAGUCUUCAGUACUGCAAAUCGGGGGAUUCUCCGCGCGCGCCGCCCGCGGUGCAGUCGCUGCGCAAGGAGGGCCUCCACGAGGGGUGGCACCGCCGCUCCGCGUCGCUCGGCAGCUCGCGCCUCGAGAUUGCCGACGACGACAUAGAGGACUUCCAAGAGGAGACCGAGAGCGCGCACGACGGUCAUCACGCGGACCACGAUCACCGCGCGUACAGGGAUCAUCGCGCGGACAGCGAACAGCGCGCAGAUCGAUGGCGACCGCCGAAGCAAGCCGCGCCCAGGCCAUCCCGCGCCUCUCCGCUUUCCGCCUCCCCGCUCUCCGCGUCGCCGCUAUCUCUUUCCCCCCUUUCCAUCCGCCACUCGGACGCGGGCAGUAUGGGCUCACCGCGCGCAUUGGGCUCCCCGCGUGCUGUCGGCUCCCCGCGCGCCGUGGGCUCUCCGCGCGCGAUGGGCUCUCCCCGGUCCGUUGGCUCUCCGCGAUCCGUGGGCUCCCCUCGGUCCGCACGACUGCGAGGCGCGGAAAAGGCUUGGGAUGCCGUGUCGCGGCAGGACUCGGUCCGCAGCACCGGCAGCCUUAAGGGCGACCGAGCCUCGCGCUCAGGCUCGGACUUUGGCGUGUCAGGUCCACGCCGCGUCAACAGCAUCAGCGGCGGGGGAACUGUAGCGCGCGUGCGCAGCGGCGGAGGAGCCGCAGGCCAUGAGGGGCCAGGGAACAAAGCUCAUUCUCCCCCUACCGGGUUUCCCCCGCGCCCCCGCGGGAUAAUGGUGAAAUCGUCUAGCCUAUCAGUAAGCUCACUCGAUCAGCCGUAUCGACGGUCCGUGUCGUUCGAUCUCAAAGAGGACGACGACGAGCCCGCGGGCUGCGUCCGAAGCGCGUCGAACCCCGCGCUUCUGCACGUGAGGAGCGGAACCGGCGCAGACGGGGGAAGGGCGGGGGAAAAGGGGGGGAUUGCGGGACGCCUCGAGGACGAUGUGGGGGAUGAUAGCUCCAGUAUAGACAGUCUCGAUUGGGAAGGGGAAGAGGAGGACGUGGGCGGAAGCGAGCAGGAGCAGGAGAAGCGCGAGCGGCUCUCUCACGCGGGGUUGACUCCGCGGGACUCCUCCGCGCAACCUUCCGUUCCGCGCAACCGCUUUCCGCAACACUUCGGCGCGCCCAGCGCUGCUGGUUCCAGCCGCGGGGGUCCCGACGGCGCGGCGUCAGGCGGUGCGCGCGGCGCGCACCGUCAGUCGCUUUCUUCCCCCGCGCACGACCUUGCGCCGCUCCCCCUCAGUUCCGCUUCGGGGGAAGCGGUGGUGGCGGGAACAGUGCUGGCUCCCCGUAGGCAGGUUAGGCAAUCGGAUUAUAGCGACGAGAGUGACAAUAGCGAGGGUGACGGUGGGGGGGAGGGGGGCCAGGGGCGGAAGGUUAGCGCGCGGGGCAGGUCCGCUGGUGUGGCAGGAGCCAGUUCCGCGCAAAUCAGCGCAGGGGGGAAGGACAGGGCGAUGGGGGGCGAGGGGCGGGGGAACAGGGGAGGGCAAGUGGGGGGAAGGGGCGCGGGGAGGGGUGGGGGAAGGGGAGGGACGAUCAGUGGCCCAUUUUCCCCAGAACAGCGGGUCAGACAACCUAAGAGAGACGGGGAAAGGCGAGCAGGAGGGCGGGUUGGCGGAGAAGCGGGAGGGGGGGACGUUGUGGCUGUUGGGGGGAGCGGGGGGGCGAUGGGGCAACCGUUUGUGAUGCAGUUUAAGGUGGCUGGGGUGCUGAGUGGGGAGGAAGAUGAGGAGGAUGAGGAGGAUGAGGAUGAGGAUGAGGUGGAAGAAGAAGACUUGAAUGAUUCAGAGCUUGAAAGGAGAGUGGGGAUACGGAGCACGGGGGAGAGAGCAGCGGGCGCACAGGCACGGGGAGGAGCGCCUGUGAAGGCAGCGGUGAGGGUUGAGAGGGCGGGGAGGGAAGGUGGGGGAAGUGCAGCGCGUGCAGAGGGGUGGCGCGCGCGGGAGGAGCGGGCGCGAGUGCUGGCGAGUGACAGUGAGGAUGCGAGUGACGAGGAGGAAACGGGACGAGGGGUGAGAGAGAGAGGAGGUGUGAGGGAGGGUGAGAGGAGGGGCAGCGAGGGCAUGAACUUGGAUAGGAGCGAUGGGCGGGGCAGUGCUAGUGUUGCUGGCAGUGCUCCUGGUGCUGUCAGUGCUGCCAGUGCUGCGAGUGCUGGUGGGUUUUGCAGUGAUCUGAGUGACAGCGAGGCGGAGGAGGAGGAGGAGCUGCGACAGCUGGCACGGGAACGGCAGCGGCUGCUGCAGGCGAAGCUCGGGCAGCAGAACCCCACGGCUUUUCACGAGAACGGGCUGCCCGAGAAAAAGGUUGGGGCUGUAAGCAGCCAGGGAGUAGCAGGCAGGGGGAGGGACGGGGAGGGGGCACUGAGCGAGGGGAAAAGCCGGGCGAAAGUGUCAAGUGUGGCAGGGGGGAGAGGAGCGGAGGAGGAUGAUGAUGGGUUGGAGAGGGAGUGGGAGUGGGAGUGGUCCCGCGUGAGGCAGAACCAGCGAGUCUCUGAGCUCAGGGCUGCUCCACAGGCGUUCCUCUUCAAGAGUGCUUCUGUUGGCGGCGCUGCUGCUGUGGUUAGCAGACCAGCAAGAGGUGCGGCAGCGGUAGAGGCAGACGCAGAGGAGGAGGUGGAGGGGGAGGAUGAGGAGGAGUGGGGGGAGAGUCCUGAGCAUGCAUCCAGGGCGCAUUCGCUACCGCGCGUGGGUGGGUCGGCGGAUCCGCGGCUUCUUGGGUUCGUGAAGUCGCAGUCUUUGUCCACUAGUGGCCGCCCGACCACUGCUGACUCAGCAGCGGUUACCAGACGAAGCCGGUACCUGAGAGGAGCAGAGGGGCAGCAGCAGCAGCAGCAGCAGCAGCAGCAGCAGCAGCAGCAGCAGCAGCAGCAGCAGCAGCAGCAGCAGCAGCAGCAGCAACAACAACAGAGGCCCCCGCCUUGGAGGCAACCCCAUGGGAUGAGCCGAGAACGUGAUCUGGGGGAGGGGCAGGGGCGGGCAGUGGGGCGAGACGCGGGGAGGGAUGGAGGAAGGGAGGUUGGGAGGGAGGGAGACCCAGGUGCAGCAGUGAGACAGGGAGUAGCACCAACAUCGCGCAGAAGAUCAAUGGAAGGGGAAGGAAUAGCAGGGAAUGAGGGUGGCGGGAAGGGCUUACCUGUGCGGACCCGUGUCGUGGAGCAUCUGCGAACAGAAGGGGGGGGAGGAGGGGGGAGCGGAAGGGGUAGGCACAGGAGAACAAGCUCUGACCCACAGAUAGGGGCAGCGGUGCUGGCACGGAGAGGACAGGGUGUGGGGAGGAGUGGGCUGGCUGCGAGUCGAGCAGGGGAGAGAGUAGGGGAGGGAGGCGGGCUUGGGAGAGAGAGUGGAGGGGGGUGGAGAGGGGUGGAGAGGGGUGGAGAGCGGCGAGGCCAGGACGGAAGAGCGAGAGUGGAGGGAUCAGUGGCAGUGGAAGCACGGGGUUGUGAGUUGAAGGGAGAAGAGACGGCUGCUCCUCAGGAGCCUGCUUUGGAAAGGGAGCUCACAUUCAGGCUCGACUGA